Geodia barretti is the source of this 1915-nucleotide messenger RNA. Lineage: Eukaryota; Metazoa; Porifera; Demospongiae; Tetractinellida; Geodiidae. The record is from the annotation of a GenBank genome assembly.
UGCCGUGCGGCUGGGCCGGCCCAGCGCCGCGCGAGCGUAGGGGUUCUGUAACGCCUCUCUCUAGCUCUCUCGAGCUCGUCCAGUGAGUGUGUCUCCAGUAGAGCUAACAAUGGCGGACUGGGAAGCAGUUCAGGCCAGUUUAGUCGCUCACAACCAGGACCACCUCCUCAAAUUCCUCCCUGAGCUGGACGAGGGCCGGAAGGCGGAGCUCUACGCCGACAUCCGCGGCGUGGACUUCGCCAGGUUGGGGCGCUACUUCGCCAAGGCUCGACAAAGCCUCUCCAACUGUCAGGAGAAGAAAGACGAGCUCCUGAAACCUCUGGACAGCUCCAUAUAUGGCUCCACUGCCAGAGACACUGCUCACUCUACUCGCUGGGCCGACACGGGUCUGAGGGUCAUAAGUGAGAACAAGGUGGCGGUGCUGCUGCUAGCUGGAGGACAAGGUAGGUCUGCACAACCUGGAGAGCUAGACUGUGACAUCAUGUGAGGUCGACAACUUCAGGCACGAGGCUUGGAGUGAACUAUCCCAAGGGGAUGUAUGACGUGGACCUCCCAUCGGGGAAGACUCUCUACCAGCUUCAGGCUGAGAGGAUUGUCAAACUUCAAUCACUAGCAGCGAGUCAGUCUGAUGACAAGGAUGUUACUAUUCCAUGGUAUAUCAUGACCAGCGAACACACCAAAGAGCCGACAGAGAAGUUCUUUGAAGAGCACAACCAUUUUGGACUGACUCCAGAAAACGUUGUCAUUUUCGAACAGAACACUCUUCCCACACUAGACUUCGAGGGCAGGGUGUUCCUGGCAGAGAAGCACAGGAUGUCCCGGGCACCGGACGGGAAUGGUGGACUCUACGCAGCUCUUGUUCAGCCUGAACAUGACAUACUCAAGGACAUGCAGGAUCGAGGUGUGCUAUAUGUCCACGUCUACUGUGUCGACAAUAUCCUAGUCAAGAUGGCAGAUCCUGUCUUUGUGGGAUUCUGCGUAGAGAAGGGAGCUGAGUGCGGGGCAAAGGUUGUGAAGAAGGCAUCCCCGACAGAGAGAGUGGGUGUGGUUUGCGAAUGCGACGGCAAAUACCAGGUGGUUGAGUACAGUGAAAUCAGCCAGAAGACGGCAGAGAAGAGAAACAACGAUGGAAAUCUGACUUUCUCUGCCGGCAACAUCUGCAACCAUUUCUUCACCACUCAGUUCCUGGGGAGAGUCUGCAGGGAUCACGUGGAUGACCUCGUUCACCAUGUUGCCAGAAAAAAGAUUCCUCAUGUCAACGAUGAGGGUCAAAGAGUGGAGCCGGAGAAGCAAAAUGGAGUGAAAAUGGAGAAGUUUGUUUUCGACGUGUUUCAGUUUGCGAAGAGGUUUGCAGUGCUGGAGGUCCUGAGGGAGGAGGAGUUCAGCCCUCUGAAGAAUGCCCUCGGGGGUGACAAAGACACUCCAGCCACCGCCAGGGCUGCUCUUCUGGACCUACACUAUCGACAGGUGUUGGCAGCAGGAGCAGUGUUUGUGGAUGAAGAUGGGAGGAGGCUGCCUCUCAUUCCUCAUCGAAAUUCAACAAUAGACAGACAGGAACUAGGGAAGAGGGGUAGCCAUGGAAAUGGGGGUGUGGUCUGCGAAGUAUCUCCGCUACUCUCUUACAAUGGAGAGGUAACCACAAUGUGGCGACAUAAUAAUUACAGUGCUCCAAAUAAGGGUUAAACGGAACCUUUCUUGGGUGCGCCCUUACUAUGAUGUCCUUAGACCAGGGCUUCAACUGUAAGCAGGUGAUUUAGUGAUUAUACCUUGGGUGCACCCUUACUAUAGACCUAUAUAGCAACAAGAAACAAGAGAUUACACUUUUCACAUGUAAAUAUUAUUUAGUGCUUGCUCGAUUCGCUGUUGGGAUUGGAUGUGAAUACAUAAAUUGAGGAUGGGCAGACACACUGCUGGG